Molecule: messenger RNA, 2162 nt
Organism: Dipodomys spectabilis (banner-tailed kangaroo rat)
Lineage: Eukaryota; Metazoa; Chordata; Mammalia; Rodentia; Heteromyidae
Gene: Acad8
Product: acyl-CoA dehydrogenase family member 8
Exons: 11
Coding region: 36-1289 (417 amino acids)
Biological process (GO): lipid metabolic process
Molecular function (GO): acyl-CoA dehydrogenase activity; flavin adenine dinucleotide binding
Source: RefSeq, a predicted model, not a curated record
CCAGGGUCCAGUUGCACUCCCUGUCUGUCUUUGUGAUGGACAAGCUCCGGCUCGGCUACCUCUGCCUCGGGGCGCGCCUCAGCUGGCUUCGUCGCGGUCUCGGGACCCCCAUCCAGACCUGCCACCGGAGCUUGACCUCCUGCAUCGAUCCUUCCUUGGGAUUAAAUGAGGAGCAGAAAGUUUUUCAGAAAGUGGCCUUUGACUUUGCUGCCCAGGAAAUGGCUCCAAAUAUGGCAGAGUGGGACCAGAAGGAGAUGUUCCCUGUGGAUAUGAUGCGGAAGGCAGCACAGCUAGGCUUUGGGGGAGUCUACGUCCGAACAGAUGUUGGUGGAUCUGGACUGUCACGGCUUGAUACCUCUGUCAUCUUUGAAGCAUUGGCUACAGGCUGCACCAGCACCACAGCCUACAUGAGCAUCCACAACAUGUGUGUGUGGAUGAUUGAUAGCUUUGGAAAUGAAGAACAGAGACAUAAGCUUUGCCCACCACUUUGUGCCAUGGAGAAGUUUGCCUCCUACUGCCUCACUGAACCAGGAAGUGGAAGCGAUGCUGCAUCCCUUUUGACCACCGCUAAACAACAAGGAGAUCAUUACAUCCUCAAUGGCUCCAAGGCCUUCAUCAGUGCAGGUGGUGAGUCAGACAUCUAUGUGGUUAUGUGCCGAACUGGAGGACCAGGCCCCAAAGGCAUCUCAUGCAUAGUUGUGGAGAAGGGGACCCCAGGCCUCAGCUUUGGCAAGAAGGAGAAAAAGGUGGGGUGGAACUCCCAACCAACCCGAGCUGUAAUCUUCGAAGACUGUGCUGUCCCUGUGGUCAACAGGAUUGGGAGCGAGGGGCAGGGCUUUCAUAUUGCCAUGAAGGGACUGAAUGGCGGGCGGAUCAACGUCGCUUCCUGCUCUCUGGGAGCUGCUCAUGCUUCAAUCAUCCAUGCCCGAGAGCACCUCAAGGUCAGGAAGCAGUUUGGAGCACCUCUGGCCAGUAACCAGUACCUACAAUUCCAACUGGCUGACAUGGCCACAAGGCUGGUUGCCUCAAGACUGAUGGUUCGAAAUGCUGCUGUGGCCUUGCAGGAAGAGCGGGAAGAUGCAGUGGCCCUGUGCUCCAUGGCCAAGCUCUUUGUUACAGACGAAUGCUUUGCUAUCUGCAACCAGGCUUUGCAGAUGCAUGGGGGCUAUGGCUACCUGAAGGAUUAUGCUGUUCAGCAGUAUAUGAGGGACUCCAGGGUCCACCAAAUUCUAGAAGGUAGCAACGAAGUGAUGAAGAUGCUGGUCUCUCGAAGCCUGCUUCAGGAGUAGCACACAUGGGGUGCCCUGGCAUGGUGUUCACUGUGCAGCUGCCACCACCAUUGAGUGCUCCCACAUGGACUGUUCACUUCCGAGUGGGAUCAUGGAAUAUGAAGGGUUGAGCUUUUCCGAGGUGCGACCUGAGCUUUGUGUUGGCUCUUGGGCUGUAAUAGAGUGUUCAGAAACAGAAGAGCUUCCCUGACAAGUCAUGUCUCUCUCACAAACACAGAACCCCUAAUGCCAGAAAGACAAUCAGUGAACAUCUAUUAUCAAAGUCUUGCCUUGGAUCCCCAUGGUCUCAAUUGGUCUGCAUUUUACCAGCUCCCUUGAUUUCUCCCUCAGGGGACUGGGUACUUCCCUGAGGCUUUUCCUCAUCAUAGAACAAAGAUGUUGAGAGGCUAGGAGAGGGAGCCCUCUGUGCCAAAGUAGCAAUGUCUGGCUAGCACUCUGAAUGUAAAUCAGGAUUUAGUGAGUAUUUGGGAAGCUACUGUUAAGCUGUGCUUAGUGUGUAUCUGCACUUCUGAGCUACCCAGUUAAUCAAGGACUGUUGUUAAUUGGAAUUUUGAAUGUGUGCUGGUGGUUUCUUUUUGGGCUUUUUUGCGGGGGAGGGAAUUUGUUUAUUGUUUUGGGGUUUUUGUUUUUUUGAGAGGCUUGUGGUCUACAAAUGAUAUUUAGGGUUUUUAUCAACCUUUCUAUCUGGGCUUGUUUUCUGUUUCAGAUUGCUUCUCUACUGAAAUACUUUUAAUCACUACAUUAGUAAAUAAAUUCUCUCCCUUUUUAUAUUAUCUCUAUUCACUAAUGUUGGUUUUUACUUCAUCUUAUAAACUGUCUAUACUAUUUUUAAGAGAUGUGUUAUAUUUGAUUAAACAUUUCACUGAAUUUGGA